ACACGUACAACGUGACUGACGUCAUUGACCGACGUCCCCUGUUUUUGUAUUCAGGGUGAAUUGUGAAUGUGGUGGUUACUCGUUGUAAAGUUAGAGACAAGAGGAUAACGAAAUCGUAGCCAUUUGUUAUGGCCUUGCAAACUGCCGAGGAUAUAGAGGAGCACAUCGAGGAGUCCGAGGAUAUAUUGGAACAGGAUGUCCGUGUCUCUCCAGCAGAGGAAAUGCCGGGCGAUGGGCCCGGAGAAGAAGAAUCUGAUCAGCUAUUUCUGCCGUGGGACCGAUUCUCUGCUUGGCUACAUUGUAUUUGUGUCGUAGGUUUCGAUCUAGAACUUGGUCAAGCUGUUGAGGUAAUUUAUCCACAUCACUCAAAACUAACUGAAAAAGAGAAAACCAGUAUUUGCUACCUGUCCUUCCCAGACUCCAAUUCAGGUUGCCUGGGUGACACACAGUUCUGCUUCCGUUUCCGGCAAGCAUCAAGCAGGCAGUUGUCGCUAGGAUGCUUUCUGGACCGUUGUGAUCGGGAUGCCCCUGUCUGCCUCAAGAGAGACCAGGGCCAUUUCUAUGGUUAUGUCUACUUCAGACAGGUGCGGGACAAGUCACUCAAAAGGGGCUACUUUCAGAAGUCUCUUGUCCUGAUCAGCAAGCUUCCAUAUGUCACCUUCUUUCAUCAACUGCUGAAGUUGCUGGCUCCAGAAUACUUUGAGAAGCAAGAACCUUGUCUUGAAGCUGCUUGUAAUGACAUAGAUCGCUGGCCCACACCAUCCCCUGGAAAAAUACUGAGUCUCCCCAUUAUGGGGAUAGUCAUGAAGCUGCGUAUACCUACAUGUUAUGAUAAACCAGGAACCUCACAGCUAGUGCAGUCAACACCGAGUGACAGCCUUGUGUCCAUUGUCCUUCCUACUAUACAUGAGGUGGACUUGUUUCGGUGUUUCUAUCCAGUCUUCUUUCACAUUCAGAUGUUGUGGGAGUUGGUUUUGCUAGGUGAGCCGCUAGUUGUCAUGGCGCCAUCUCCAUCGGACUCCUCCGACACGGUGCUGGCGCUAGUCAGUUGCAUUUCGCCGCUGCGCUACUGCAGUGACUUCAGGCCAUACUUUACCAUCCAUGAUAGUGAGUUCAAGGAAUACACCACCAGGACACAGGCUCCGCCAUCUGUCAUCCUUGGUGUGACCAACCCUUUCUUUGCCAAAACCCUCCAGCAUUGGCCUCACAUCAUCCGUAUUGGAGACAUGAAACAGACAGGUGAGAUGGCAAAGCAGAUGAAGGUGAAGAAACUAAAAAACCUGAAAACUCUGGACUCUAAACCAGGUGUGUACAGUGCAUACAAACCAUUCUUGAACAAAGAUGAGGACAUCAUCAAACAGCUACAGAAGGGUGUUCAGCAGAAACGUCCGUCCGCAGCCCAGAAUGCAAUUCUGAGACGGUACUUCUUAGAACUAACCCAAAGUUUCAUCAUACCAUUGGAGCGAUAUGUUGCCAGUCUAAUGCCCCUGAAGAAGAGUAUCUCUCCAUGGAAGAGCCCGCCUCAGUUACGUCCCUUCAUUCAAGAGGAGUUCAUGAAAACACUGGAGAAGGCUGGUCCGCAAUUGACAUCUCGGCUCAAGGGUGACUGGAUUGGCCUCUACAGGCAGUUUCUUAAGUCGCCUAACUUCGAUGGAUGGUUCCGGAACCGCAGGAAAGAAAUGAUGCAAAAACUAGAAGCCUUGCAUCUAGAGGCUCUAUGUGAAGAGGAUCUUCAACUACGUAUUCAGAAACACACUGAAGUGGAGACCGUGGACCUUGUUCUAAAACUCAAAGAUAAACUAACACAGGCAGAAAGAGAGCAGCUCCCUGUUCGAGCAGGAACCUUGGCCAAACUCCAGACCCACAUUGAGUCCAUCAUCCUUUCCCUCCCUGAGGACCUCCAGGGGAUCUUGCAUAAGCCAGCCACCCUCUGAGAUUGACCCUCUCGCCCCUGACCCCAGUGUUGCAACUGGACGGCUACAGGGGAGUGACUCUAAAUCAAAGCAGGCUAAGCUCCCGAAUGAGCUCUGGACAUUUCCUUUUUGUUAUUUUUUUUAUUGUUUUAUUUUUAAAACCAGGAUUUUAAGUGCACUUGUUCCCAUAGACUAAUGGAAUAUUGGCGUUGCAAACAAUGGAAGCUAUAAUAAGGACAUGUCUCCAGACAAGGAGAGCUAAACAUGGUUAUUCUACUCUGCACAAGUACAGGGUCUUGUUGUGUAUAAGUGUUACUGACAUGCACACAAGCUGGACCUGGGCCAUGUCGCUGUGCAUUCUUUGGCACUAAUGUUGUGAAGGAAUUAUGUCCACAUUUUUUCAAAUCUGAAUGUUCCACAAGCCCUUUAAAUCUGUCUAGUAAUCUAAAUGGAUUAAUUGAUCGAUGCAAAUCGUGGGAUCCUCUACAUUAUUUUACUUUGUGCAGCAGCUGCAGAGACUGGCUAUAUGUUGAUAAUGUGACAGAUGAAUUUGAUGUGGGACCUUUGAAUUAUGAUACAUUCAUCUAUUCUAUGGGGUUUUUUACAACUAUUGUUUGGAAAAAGAGUGCUCAACUAAAAGGUUGAAUCUUGAAGUUAGAUAAAGUACAGGGAACUGAGAAGAUGGGGAAGCAAUAAAAUAAACCAGCUGUGUACAUCAGGUUUAUGAUUCAUAAUAGUUUUCAUCUAGUACUUCUGAAUUUAUGAAUUGUCUAUGAGAGGCUUGAUAUGUUGUCAGAUAUGCUGACUACAGUUAAAGCACUUAAGUAAAGGCAGUUCUGAAAAGGAAACACUAACCAAACCUAACUUAUCUUUCAAGAGUUUAUCAACUCUUACAAUGGAUGUAGCAAUUUAUUGUUAAUAGCAGCUUAUUUCCAGUGCCGGGCUCUUUAUGUAAUUGACUUAGUUGAAAAUAGUUAUACUGUAUUCUUUACGAAACCUGUUCAUUUAAAGCUUAAGUCAUAAAUUCACCUGCAAAGGGAAACAACCAGAUCGAGUAAAUGAGUUAAGCCUCUUUGGAAACCUUGACAUUUGUAGAAGCCUGAAGUAAUCAUCUGUUUAUCUGCACAAAAAGGAUUAUUUGAUGUGUGUUUUUGUUGAUGUGCCUCAAUGAUGAUUGAUAUCAGGCUUGUGUCUGAUGUUCUGCCCUACAGUCCUAUGUAUGCCUCUACAUACAUUCCUCAGAAAAGAGCAGGAGUUAGCAUCUUCUAAUUGGGGUUGUUCCAUGCCAGCCUAGCCUGACUGGCACUGCAUUUAUUGCUUUGCACUAGGGUCUGCUUAUUAUUCAUUCCUUUUUCAAGGUGUUCAUGUACUGCUUGAGCAUAUACUAACAACAAUCAUGCAUUGUGCAUUUUCACUGUAAAUUGCAGCUUGAGUCCAUACUUAGUUAUUGCAUUGUCAGCUUCAUUCCUUUGUUUAAGGUAUGGAUUAAAGCAGUGAUUACUUUUCAGUUACCGGUGCCUUUGACACUUGAUCUAAGGUUUCUUUUCUACAAUACAUGCAUUAUUGCCUUUCUACAAUACAUGCAUUAUUGCCUUUGAACAUUGCGCCAGUCACACUAAUAGUAUCCAUGUUUACAGUGUUUCUGUUAGUGCUCUGGUUGCAACCUAACCUCAACAACCUUGUGGAUCUGGGGGGAAAAUGAAGGAUUCAUGUCAUAUUUGUUCUUGGACUGUACUGUUGGUAGCAGGAGUCAUACCCACAGUUUGUGGCUAAAGUGAUAUCCAGUGCCCCUCCUUGUUGUAGACCACCAACCCCAGAUAAAGGGAGAUCAUGUGGAGGAAAAUGAAUCACAAGCUUUUUAGAAAUAGUUUAUUUUACGGCAAGUGGAACCUGGAAACCACCAAAGAUUAUAACUUGAUGUUUCCAAUUUAAGUAUGCAGUUUGUAGUGACCGUAUUAGUUACCUUCAUCUGACAGAUUAUCAGUCUCCCCAUCUCCCUGAGCAUACCCCCCCUACAGCAUAUUCAUUUUUUAAUGUGGCGAAUGUUUUCACAUGCAAAAAGUAUACACUAAUAGGUGGUAAACAGAACCUGUGACAGUUGGUUGUUGGGCAACCACUCUUAUUUUAUAUUUAAAGAGAAAUGUAUUUUAACAUGCUUGGAUUUUAUAUAGAGGUAUAUUCUCAUACUCUACUAGCUCUAGAAAUUGAAUGAAUUGUUUCACAGAACCACUUGCCCAUUUAUGAUAUUUUUCCACUAUUCUAUGAACAAAUAUUUUUUUAAGUCAUGGAGUCUUAAUAUUUAUAGAUGUUGUUAGCGUGGAAUGUGAAAUAUCCCAAAUGGGCUCAUUAAGAACCACAACAAUAAUGUAAACUAAAGCACAGAUACUAUCUAUUGCUUCAGGUGGAGUAAAUAAAUUGGCAUUAAUGGUGUGCUCUAUUGAAUUUCUUGUAUUUCUUGACUACAAUUCCAGCUGUAGGCUACAACAGUAUUGCUUUGCUACAACCAUACUCAUGACAAAGGUUUUUCAUUUGUAAAUAAACUGACAAUACAGAAAGUAA
Messenger RNA from Alosa sapidissima (American shad), 4472 nucleotides. RefSeq names its product DENN/MADD domain containing 6Aa (gene dennd6a). Gene Ontology annotation, molecular function: guanyl-nucleotide exchange factor activity. Lineage: Eukaryota; Metazoa; Chordata; Actinopteri; Clupeiformes; Clupeidae. Bases 129 to 1934 code for a protein of 601 amino acids. The record is from RefSeq and is a predicted model, not a curated record. Gene Ontology annotation, cellular component: recycling endosome. The transcript has 20 exons.